This is a messenger RNA of Serpula lacrymans var. lacrymans S7.9, 1576 nucleotides long. RefSeq lists its product as uncharacterized. The record is from RefSeq and is a predicted model, not a curated record. Bases 70 to 1491 code for a protein of 473 amino acids. Gene Ontology annotation, molecular function: heme binding; oxidoreductase activity, acting on paired donors, with incorporation or reduction of molecular oxygen; monooxygenase activity. NCBI's taxonomy places the organism in Eukaryota, Fungi, Basidiomycota, Agaricomycetes, Boletales, Serpulaceae. The transcript has 10 exons.
GAUAGUAACGGUGUGCAUAUAACACACACUCAUGUCUGUUAACUCGAAAUCCCUCCAACCACCUAAAUCAUGUUUGAAAGUUUGAGUACACCUUGUCUUGUUCUGGCUCUCUUGGUUGUUGUGCUGUUGGAGUCUACAAGGCAUCUUGCCCGGAGACGAGGAGGCAAGAAUUCGUUGUCUUUUCCUCCAGGCCCUUCAUCGCUUCCUAUCGUGGGUAACGCACUCGAAAUCAACUCUACUGCACCGUGGAUUACCUAUGAGAAAUGGGGCAAGACCUACGGCGAAAUCAUACACUACCGCCUUUUUCAACAACACGUCAUCGUUAUCAACUCUGAGCAAAUAGCAAGAGACCUUCUCGAAAAAAGAUCAUACAACUAUUCAGAUAGACCUGCCCUCCUCACAACAGAGCUACUUGGCUGGUCGCUCCAUAGUGCAGGGCUGAUGCGCUACGGAAAUACAUGGAGACAACACAGGCGAUUUUAUCAUCAAAGUUUACGGUCGUCUGCGGCUCUUUCCUACCGCCCUUUACAGAUGCGCAAAAUCCAUGAGCUCUUGGUUGACAUGCUUGAAGCGCCCGAGGAUUUUGUGCGCCACACAGAGACAAUGGCCGCCUCUAUUAUAAUUUCAAUUACAUAUGGGUAUGAGGCAGAGCGUCGCGAUGAUCCCCUAGUUUCCCUUGUCGAGAACGUCAAUGACAUAACGAUGAAGGCGUUCACUCCCGAAGCCUCCGCGAUCCUGACGUCCUGGCCCUUUCUUUUGUACCUCCCUUCUUGGUUUCCUGGUUUAAAUAUCAAACGCGUUGCGAGAGGAUUUCCAGAAAUGUUGAACGAGAUGAUCGAAAAGCCAUUUCAGUACACAAAAACGGCUACGACUCUCAUCGACUUCAUCCUUGCGAUGGUGCUUUACCCAAAAGUCCAAGAACGAGCCCAAGCAGAGAUCGACUCUGUCGUGGACAAGCAUAGGUUACCUAAUUUUGAAGAUCGUAGUUCUCUGCCUUACGUUGAGGCUGUACUCCGCGAGACGCAUAGAUGGCGUCCUGUUGUACCCUUAGGCCUUGCACACGCUGCUGUAAAUGACGACAUUUAUGAAGGAUUUCAUAUUCCAGGAGGAGCGGUGGUAAUCGCGAACGCUUGGACAAUGUCACGAAAUGAAGUCAAGUAUUCUAACCCAUCAGACUUCAUCCCGGAGAGAUUCCUUUCGGCAGAUAACAAACUCAACGACGACACAGUUCCUUAUGCAUUCGGAUUUGGCAGGCGCGUGUGUGUCGGAAAGCAUGUAGCUGAUGCAAGCGUUUGGGCCAGUAUCGUGUCUCUUCUCGCAGUCUUCAAGUUCACCAAAGCCAAAGAUAACCAAGGACGAGAGAUCAACGUUGAACCGCACUGGACAUACGGAUUGACGGUUCGUCCGGCCUCGUUUGCAUGCCACAUUGAGCCACGGUCAACGGGUUUGGACUCGAAAAUGCUGCACCAAAUGAUAAGCCAAUUCACGUAAUUGAGGAUCCAAUGUGUACUGUGUCCCCAAUGGAAUGCGUGUAUUUGUAUUGGUUGUUUUCUUGAUUCAAGUUGUGCUUCUCCCA